Molecule: messenger RNA, 1687 nt
Organism: Paralichthys olivaceus (Japanese flounder)
Lineage: Eukaryota; Metazoa; Chordata; Actinopteri; Pleuronectiformes; Paralichthyidae
Source: RefSeq, a predicted model, not a curated record
GUCACAGGGAGCCACAAUGACCUCCCCGGUCAGCGUGGUCGUGGUGGGAGCUGGAUGUCGAGGGGAGAUCUACUCCAAGUUUGCAACCAUCCAUCCGGAACGCAUGAAGGUUGUAGGUGUUGCUGAUCCAAGGAAAUUUGCUCGCUCUAAACUUCAACAGCAAGUUGGGUUUUAUCACUUUGCACACUCAUUUGUUCGGGGGAACUGGAGGAAUGAAGCCGAGAGCUCUUUUGUUCUUUUGGCCAAGUCGUGCCACGACAUCGACCUGAUACAUGACUGGGCUGGAGCACGCAGGUGUUUGAAAUUGUCAUCAUUUGGAUCAGUCAGCCACUUCCGAAAAGACAACAAGCCUGCGGGUGCUGCAGAUCGCUGCCUGGAUUGUUCAGUAGAAAGAGACUGUCCAUACUCUGCUCGCAAAAUCUACCUGGACAGAGUGAAACAGGGUCACACUGGCUGGCCUGUAUCAGUCAUAUGUCAGAGCUCGCUGCCAGACAUCGAGUCAGUAACCGAGGCUCUUAGCGCUGGACCAUAUGGCCGCUGCGUCUACGAGUGUGACAACGAUGUCUGUAGUAAUCAGGUUGUUAACAUGGAGUUUGAAGGGGGCCUGACAGCGGUCUUCUCUAUGGUCGCCUUCACUAAGGAAAUAUGCAAGCGAAAAACAACCAUCUAUGGCAGCAAGGGGGAGCUGUCAUACGAUGGCCAUGAUGUCUGCGUAUUUGACUUUCUGACCCAGAGUUCUACCAAGUACACAGUACAGGAUAAUACUCCCUCACAGUUUUGCAUGAGUGGACACGGUGGAGCAGACUACCACCUGAUGGACGCUUUUAUUUCUGCUGUGGCAAACAAUGAUCCAUCCCUGAUCCGAUCGGGUCCUGAGGAGACGCUGCUGAGCCACCUGCUGGUGUUUGAAGCCGAGCGUUCUCGUCUGGAGGGCAGGGUGGUGUACAUUGGUAAUGGUAGCCAAAGCUAGAUGAAUGUUGUGCCAUGCACCUAGAGGAGAUGUCAAAAGAGCUUUAAAUGAUAAGGGGUGACGUUGGUAUUGAUGUGCCACAAACAAAAAACACGUGAUCUCCGCAGGGGAAUCAAUACGUUACGUUCUGCCUCCUACACGCUGCGCCACCCCUCUCCUGAAUGCUCCAGAGAUUUCUGUGUCGUUGUGAACGUGUCCGAGCUGAGAAUCUUCAGCUGCAUUGUUCACGUGUAAAAGGCAAACUCCGGAGAAAGUCGGGACCAAAUUUUGCAGAUUUUCUCCAGAGGUCAUGUCUGAAAAUGACCUAUGAUACCUGGAUGAUCAAAGACACAAUUAGACUAAUGAAUGACUGAACAAAGCUUUGUGUUUUGAUGCUCAUGAUUUUCUUCCAUUUACUCAGGGAAUCUACUGCUGUCUGUGUUUGUGUGACUAAUUGAAGGACUAUUUUUUAAAUUAAAUCAUGUUUGCCACAACAUUUGUUUUUCAUUAUAAUGCCAUCAGUUAGUCAGGAUAGCUGAAGACAAAAAGUACUAAUGAACUAAACUACUGGUUAUUUGACAGAAAGCCCUUCGCCCUAUGGGAACCAAUGUGAUCCAGGGUUUUUACUUUACCUUUCAAUGGCUAAUUCUUGCUCCUAUGUCGCUUUGUAUAAAGAGAGAUAUACUGCUUUUCUGAUUUCUGACUAAAAUAUAAUGUAUUAAUACAACUAUUUUCUAC